CGCUGGAGAGAACAGCAGGAAAUUAAUGUACAGAGAACAUUCCUGCCUUCUGUAAGAAGAUGGCUUAGCUGAUUUAAUAGCUUUUUCUCAGUCUGUGAUUCCAACAGCCAGGUUUGAGAUAUUUAUUUUAGUAUUCAUGUUCUUGCAGUCCUUUUUACAUUUCUCUGUUUUUCCCUGGCAGACAUCCCGCAGCUCCAUAAGUCUGGGGGAAGAGGAUGGUUAGCAUGUUGUUGCUGUGGGGAUUUGAGCCUUAACUCUCUGUGUUGUUAAUGCUGGGCAUAUAAUUUUAAAACUUGCAUGCUGCAGAAGCAGAUAAUUAUUUCCCUGCUGCAUUUUAUACUGUGGUUUGGGAAAGCAAUACAUUUCAGAAUAUUAAAAGAAAGGAAAAGUUACAAUUUGGGGAACUAUUGGAAAUGGAAAGAGAAAGAGGGAAGUAAUGGGUGUCAGUCUGGUUAUCAGUCAAGCUGGAAGGAGACAGCUUGUUCUGUCAAACACCAAGAAUGUCAGUAGUCAGCCAAUCACUUAUGCAGGAAGAAAACCAUAGACUGAAAGGUGUUUGCGAGGGCAGCGUGCUGGCCGGGUCGGGGGCUGCCAUGCUGCUGGCCCCCGCAGCAGGCAGAUAGCAGAGAUGGCGGCCUGAGGGCGCCGGGACCGCGCGCAGACAUGGCCUUCGCCCAGUCCCACAUCAUGGCGGCCAGGAGGCACCAGCACAGCCGGCUCAUCAUCGAGGUGGAUGAGUACAGCUCCAACCCCACACAGGCUUUCACGUUCUACAACAUUAACCAGGGACGCUUCCAGCCCCCGCAUGUGCAAAUGGUUGAUCCGGUGCCCCAUGACGCUCCGAAGCCUCCAGGAUAUACACGAUUUGUCUGUAUUUCUGAUACUCACUCAAGAACUGAUCCCAUCCAAAUGCCAUAUGGAGAUGUGCUAAUACAUGCUGGUGAUUUUACUGAGCUGGGGCUUCCUAGUGAAGUAAAAAAAUUCAACGAGUGGCUAGGUAGCCUGCCCUAUGAAUACAAGAUUGUGAUAGCAGGAAAUCAUGAAUUGACCUUUGACCAGGAAUUCAUGGCUGACUUAAUCAAGCAGGACUUUUACUAUUUCCCCUCUGUUUCUAAGCUGAAGCCAGAGAGCUAUGAAAAUGUACAGUCUCUUCUAACAAACUGCAUCUAUCUUCAAGACUCUGAAGUGACGGUGAGGGGAUUCAGAAUAUAUGGCUCCCCUUGGCAACCUUGGUUUUAUGGCUGGGGCUUUAAUCUUCCACGAGGCCAAGCACUAUUAGAGAAAUGGAACCUUAUUCCAGAUGGAAUAGAUAUUCUUAUAACACAUGGACCACCUCUCGGUUUUCUAGACUGGGUUCCUAAGAAAAUGCAACGAGUAGGAUGUGUUGAACUGCUAAACACAGUCCAGAGACGAAUACAGCCAAGGCUUCAUGUUUUUGGACAUAUCCAUGAAGGUUAUGGUGUCAUGGCUGAUGGAACCACCACCUAUGUGAAUGCAUCUGUGUGCACUGUGAAUUACCAGCCACUUAAUCCACCUAUAGUUAUUGACUUACCUACUCCAAGGAACACAUGAUUAUAAUCAGGAUUUAAAGUUGUACCCAACACAUAAGCAACUUUAUAUUGCUGGCUGAGAAUCCCAAUAGGGAACCAUUCAACAAAAAAGCAAAAUCCUUUUUUUCCCUGCUAGCUCUUCACAGAUAAAUUUGGAGUAACAAAAGUGGACAAGGAACAAAGACAUUUUGGUGCCAGAACCAGAUUAAAGACUAACAUUUCACCAUUAAAAUGUUUGUGAACACAGAAAAGUGAAUGCAUUCCACAUAUAUGUAUAUACAUAUAUAUAUAUCUAUAUAUAUAUAUAUAUCUCUAGUAGGGGCUUUUGUACAUACCGUAUACUGGACUUUAUUAAAAGAACGAUGUCUUUCAAAGGAGUGUUUCUUUAAGAAAGUUUGCAGUUUAAACGUAAAUGUUUAGACUAGGAUUUCCUCAUUUCAGAUGUUUUUCAGUGAGCUCUUGGUAAAAUAAAAAUGAUGGUAAAGAUGUUUUCCCUUAAUCAACAUGGCAAUUAUAAAAGAUGAUGCACAAAUGACCAGUCACAGGAGGAAAGCUAUUUCUCCAAGUCCUCCAGGUCUAAGUCUUUGCAUCUAUUCAAAACCAAUGCAAUACAGGCCCUAAUUCACUGUACUGAAAUGAAGUUUUACUACAUCUGGCAUUACAGAUGGCAAGGGAAAUGGUGCAUAUUGCCAGCAUGCUGUAAACAGCUCAACAUUCAAGAAGGGAGACUGUGUUAAGUGCAGUAUAAACUCAGGAAUUUGUAACCUGGCCUCGGUUGUUUAAAAAAGAAAAAAAAAGGAUGACAUUUCCCUUAAAAAAAAGAAAAAAUAUAACUGUGUUUUCAUAUAGUAAAGAGAUAUGUAAUUGUAUUUAAGGAAAAAAGAAAGAGAAAGGACCUGCAAAGAGCCCACCCAAUGAUUAGUAAUGGUAUUUUAAAUAAAACCUACUGGGACCAUUGGUUUACAAACUGCUAAUGGGACAUGUAGCCAAUGAUGAGAUUACUGGUUUGAAUUUGGCCCUGGUCAGGAGUGGUUAAAUGUCAUUGUGAUCAUUUUGUCCUUGGGAAACAUGGAUGUCAAGGGAAGGUAUCAACCCAAGGUGUGGUUCAAGCACUCCCUUUUGGGUGGCUGUGAGUGACAGGUAAACACCAAAGUGUGCAGAGCAGAGGUCACCUCAGGGGACCUGGUAUUGCUGUUUGCCCACACGUGGACACUGCUGAGAGAGGCUCAGCACAAACCCAGUAGAAACCCAUCUGUUGUGUUGCUUGUGGCACCAGACAAAGCAGGGAAUGUGGCAGGAGCUGGUUGGGAUGGUCCACAGUCAUGGUACUGCCCGUGCAGCUCUUCUGCAGUGCUAGCAGAGGUAUUGAAGCUGCUGGGAUUUCAGUCCUGUCCUAGGCAGAAGUUUAAGAAUUGAUUAGAACGCUACCAAAAAACCCCAGGGCUUCAGAUAUGUCCUGCAAGAAAUGGAUUUCUGUCUUGAACUAACAAACAUGUCCUUUUGACUCAAUGGAGAUAAUUUAACUGCUGUAUUCUGAAUGUGGGCAUCCUGAAUUUGGGGCUGACAGCAUCUAGGCAUUAAUCUUGUUCACACACAUUGGGCACACCACAGCACUGCCAGCUUAGAGCUGGUUGCAGAUCUGUGUAUAGCCCACACCUGCAAACAUUGGAGAAUUGUGUGUGUUACAUGGAUGUAAAUGUGUUUUAUGUAACAGCUGCAUGUACAUUAUACAAAUAAACAAUUUAAAAUAUCUGUGUUGCAAAACCAGGCCAUGUGAGCCUCGACUCUCAGCUAGGUGGGCACAAACUCUGCUUUUCACUGGCUUCCCAUGUGCAGCAGGUCUUCGAGGUGCUGCCUGGAGCUGAGACGUUCAGGCCCGGUAACUGACUCAUGCUGUGGACCCACAAGAAGCCACUAGACCCCUCAAAAACAUAAGUCACAGGUCUGUCAUUUUUGUAAUCUGUUGGGUGACCAUGUGUCUAAACUAAUGUGCUGCUUUUUUUUCCUGAAAAUGAAACCCAAAACAAUAGGUGACACCUGCAACUGGUUUUUGGGGGAGUGGUUCACAAGUGCAUGAGCAGUCUGCCAUUAAGUCAGAUGGGGCCACUUCUGUCAGAGCUACUUGUGCAGAAAUUUCAGGAUCAGCUCCUAAAUCAGUAAGAACUGAAAUUCAUAGUUGAAUAUGAACUCCUGUCAUCAUUGGGAAGAUGAACAAUAGCAUGUAGUUAGAAUAAAAGUGGCUUAUCUAGUCACAAUUCAAGUGGUUUGCAACAAAUGUGGCAGGAAAUUGGCUGUAUGUUAAAGUCUGAAAUGUUUACAUUUGCUCACGGCACCUAAAUGUUAAAGUGAAGGGAAGAGGUCCUUUUAUUAGCCUCAGCAAAAUGUCUAUGUCAACCAUAAAAUAUUCUCUUAAAAAUAAUUUUUCCUAAGGUAUCUUCCAAAUACUGUGUAUUUUUAUGUGGAAAGGAUAUGAAAGCAACUGUUACUUCAAAAUACCAUUUAAAGUACUUGAGGUAUGAAAGCUUAAAGAUUAUUUAAUCAUUUUGACAUAACUUGAGUGUUGUAAUUUUUGGUCAAGCAUGUUAGAUGAAUAAAGUCUUAAAAAAAAGCAA
Molecule: messenger RNA, 4162 nt
Organism: Melozone crissalis (California towhee)
Lineage: Eukaryota; Metazoa; Chordata; Aves; Passeriformes; Passerellidae
Gene: MPPED1
Product: metallophosphoesterase domain containing 1
Exons: 7
Coding region: 664-1572 (302 amino acids)
Molecular function (GO): hydrolase activity
Source: RefSeq, a predicted model, not a curated record